GCAGGAUCCUCACUUCUACCUCUUCCCACACCCAGUGCCUUUGGCGCACUGAGGUGCACAGGGUCCCUUAGCCCGGCGCAGGGCGCGCAGCCCAGGCUGAGAUCCGCGGCUUCCGUAGAAGUGAGCAUGGCUGGGCAGCGGGUGCUGCUUCUAGUGGGCUUCCUUCUCCCUGGGGUCCUGCUCUCAGAGGCUGCCAAAAUCCUGACAGUAUCUACAGUAGGUGGAAGCCAUUAUCUACUGAUGGACCGGGUUUCUCAGAUUCUUCAAGAUCACGGCCAUAAUAUCACCAUGCUUAACCACAAAAGAGGUCCUUUUAUGCCAGAUUUUAAAAAGGAGGAAAAAUCGUAUCAAGUUAUCAGUUGGCUUGCACCUGAAGAUCAUCAAAGAGAAUUUAAGAAGAGUUUUGAUUUAUUUCUGGAAGAAACUUUAGGUGGCAGAGGAAAUUUUGAAAACUUAUUAAAAGUUCUAGAAUACUUGGCGUUGCAGUGCAGUCAUUUUUUAAGGAGAAAGGAUAUCAUGGAUUCCUUAAAGAAUGAGAACUUCGACAUGGUGAUAGUUGAAACUUUUGACUACUGUCCUUUCUUGAUUGCUGAGAAGCUCAGUAAGCCAUUUGUGGCCAUUCUUUCCACCUCAUUCGGCUCUUUGGAAUUUGGGCUACCAAUCCCCUUGUCUUAUGUUCCAGUAUUCCGUUCCUUGCUGACCGAUCACAUGGACUUCUGGGGCCGAGUGAAGAAUUUUCUGAUGUUCUUUAGUUUCUGCAGGAGGCAAUGGCACAUGCAGUCUACAUUUGACAACGCCAUCAAGGAGCAUUUCCCAGAAGGCUCUAGGCCAGUUUUGUCUCAUCUUCUACUGAAAGCAGAGUUGUGGUUCAUUAACUCUGACUUUGCCUUUGAUUUUGCUCGACCUCUGCUUCCCAACACUGUUUAUGUUGGAGGCUUGAUGGAAAAACCUAUUAAACCAGUACCACAAGACUUGGAGAACUUCAUUGCCAAGUUUGGGGACUCUGGUUUUGUCCUCGUGACCUUGGGCUCCAUGGUGAACACCUGUCAGAAUCCGGAAAUCUUCAAGGAGAUGAACAAUGCCUUUGCCUACCUACCCCAAGGGGUGAUAUGGAAGUGCCAGUGUUCUCAUUGGCCCAAAGAUGUCCACCUGGCUGCAAAUGUGAAAAUUGUGGACUGGCUUCCUCAGAGUGACCUCCUGGCUCACCCCAGCAUCCGUCUGUUUGUCACCCAUGGCGGGCAGAAUAGCAUAAUGGAGGCCAUUCAGCAUGGUGUGCCCAUGGUGGGGAUCCCUCUCUUUGGAGACCAGCCUGAAAACAUGGUCCGAGUAGAAGCCAAAAACUUUGGUGUCUCUAUUCAGUUAAAGAAGCUCAAGGCAGAGACAUUGGCUCUUAAGAUGAAACAAAUCAUGGAAGACAAGAGGUACAAGUCUGCAGCAGUGGCUGCCAGCAUCAUCCUGUGCUCCCACCCGCUCAGCCCCACACAGCGGCUGGUGGGCUGGAUUGACCACAUCCUCCAGACAGGGGGGGCGACUCACCUCAAGCCCUAUGUCUUCCAGCAGCCCUGGCAUGAGCAGUACCUGCUUGAUGUUUUUGUGUUUCUGCUGGGGCUCACUCUGGGCACUCUAUGGCUUUGUGGGAAGCUGCUGGGUAUAGCUGUCUGGUGGCUGUGUGGGGCUAGAAAGGUGAAGGAGACAUAAGGCCAGAUGUGGCCUUGGCGGAGUCUGUUUGGUGGGUGAUGUCACCAUUUCUCGGGGGCUUCCCACUAGUUCUGGCAACCCUGUUCUCCAGUCCUUCUAGUUAUCUCCUGUUUUCUUGAAGAACAGGAAAAAUCACCAAAAAUCAUCCUCUCCACUUGCUAAUUUUGCUACAAACUCAUCCUUACUAGCUCCUGCCUGUUAGCAGAAUUCUUUUCGGUCUUCUUGCCCUCCUUUGUUUGCCAUCAGCAAGGGCUGUGCUGUGAUUCUGUCUCUAAGUGACUUGGACCACUGACCCUCAGAUUUCCAGCCUUAAAAUCCACCUUCCUUCUCAUGCGCCUCUCUGAAUCACAGCCUGACCAUUCCAGACUCCCUGUCCAGAUCUUCUCAGCCUCUUUCAGUCACCAUCUGUCACGGAAUAACACCGAGAAAGACAUCUUGCAUGUUCUUUCCGUUUCUGUUCUGUUCUCCCGCAUAUUCUCUUCAAUGCUCAGAAACCCUGUCCUGUGCUUGAGAGUUCAGGGCCAGACACACGCUUGCAGGUCUCCACAUUGGGUCCCUGUCUCUGGUGCCCACAGAGAGCUCCUUUGCUGAUCAGGCAUGGAGACUGUAGGUUUCCAGAUUUCCUGAAAAGUAAAAGUUCACAGAAUUAUCUCCUUGCGGCCUCACUAA
This is a messenger RNA of Mandrillus leucophaeus (drill), 2367 nucleotides long. RefSeq names its product UDP glycosyltransferase 3 family, polypeptide A2 (gene UGT3A2). Lineage: Eukaryota; Metazoa; Chordata; Mammalia; Primates; Cercopithecidae. Gene Ontology annotation, molecular function: UDP-glycosyltransferase activity. The record is from RefSeq and is a predicted model, not a curated record.